Odobenus rosmarus divergens (Pacific walrus) is the source of this 1207-nucleotide messenger RNA. RefSeq lists its product as uncharacterized. NCBI's taxonomy places the organism in Eukaryota, Metazoa, Chordata, Mammalia, Carnivora, Odobenidae. The transcript is spliced from 5 exons. Gene Ontology annotation, cellular component: nucleus. Gene Ontology annotation, molecular function: DNA binding. The record is from RefSeq and is a predicted model, not a curated record. The coding region runs from base 1 to 1128 and encodes 375 amino acids.
AUGGCACAGAAGAUGGAAUUAAGCUGUGACCCAAAGAGAAGAGCGGAUGAUAAGAAGUUACCUGUGGCCACCCUGGCUCCUAAAAGAACACACAUUCUACUGUGUUUUGAGGAAAUCAAGGCAUGUGGGCCACGUUCCAGAUCUGAACUUACACAAGGUGAUGAAAAGGGAACAGCUCUAAGAGAUAAAGGCACGGGCAAGCUGGAGAAUCAGCAGAAACAGGAAAAUGAUGCAAGUGGACAGCCAGCCUUCCUGCACUCGGCCAGCAGUCCCGUCCGCUCGCUCCUACCUUUGCUCCGGAUCCUUGCUCCAACUGGUCCAGUCCCAGCUGGCGGGCGCUGGGAGGCGCGGGUGCAGCGGCCUCUAUUUGUAAACACGCUCCACGUGCGCUCGCCCAGCCCCGUUCGCAUCCCGCUCGUGGCACCUGAGGAUGCGCAGCUUUCUCGGGAGCACUCAGAGGUCGGCAGGCUGGAGCAGCCAGGCCAUCAGCGAAACCCACGCGGCACCUACAGACGCUGCAGCGGUGGCCCCGCCCCCUCCCGCCCUCUCCCGCCCUCUCCCGCCCUCUCAGUGGAGACUCCGCCCCCGCGCCGCGCGCACUCGCCUGCGCAGGCCCCGCCCCCUCGCCGACACAGCGUUCCUGCGGGGGCGCGCGCGUGCACCCUAAUCCCCCGCCUUCCGGCUCCGGCGGCGACGCUCGCCCCUCGCCGCUACCGCGCCACCAGUGUCAGCUUCCCUCUAGAGACUCCAUUUGCUUUCAGGGCAGUCUGGCCGCCGCGCUGUCUGGCGGAGAGCGAUGCUUCCGGCCCGCUGACUGGCGUUCCCUGGGCCAAGCGCUCGCUCGCUGCGGCGGUGACACCCUGGUCGCCGGCGUCCACGGAGGAAUCCGGGCUCCCUCCGCGUGAGCAAAGACGUCCCGCGCUCCGGAGCUCGCCCUGCGGGGAGAGGCCCUCGCUAACACGGCUUGUCUCUGACCUCUUAAUUUCAGGAGGUUUCGGAGGCACCGAGUGCUUAUACAGCUCCCCACAGGAACUACUUCUGUUGGCCCAUCGAGGAUCAUCUCUCACCAGGAUUAUUUUAACAUCUUCACUGAGCCUUCCACCUCAUAGCCUCUACCAUGAGUUCUGAUUUCUACCAAUGAAGUUUUUAAUGCUUUCUUUAAUCAUGUGACACCACCUCUUGUCCACCUUUUGCCUUUCCAGUUGCC